This is a messenger RNA of Selaginella moellendorffii, 1177 nucleotides long. RefSeq lists its product as uncharacterized. The record is from RefSeq and is a predicted model, not a curated record. Bases 31 to 933 code for a protein of 300 amino acids. Lineage: Eukaryota; Viridiplantae; Streptophyta; Lycopodiopsida; Selaginellales; Selaginellaceae. The transcript has 9 exons.
CUUUCUCUCUUUUUUCAGCGAAGUGAAGCUAUGGCGGCCACGAAUGGGUGGGCGCUCUGCUUUGUCAACCCCAGCUCGAUCGUGAAAGCGCGCAGAAGAUUCUUGGCUCGUGCUGGCGAAGCAGCGGACGUUGACAGGGAGGAGCUCGCGGCAAAGCUCGCAGCUGCUCAAGCCGAAGCACAGAUUUUGAGGAAGGAGCUAGCGAAGAGAAAGGAGGUGGAUCUUGCCAAGCUAAAACCCGCGGUUCCUGAUAAGCGAGUGGAUGGAACUGGCUACCGCGAAACUCUUCUCAGUGUUCCAGGGGAGGGAGAGAAGCCCGAGGAGUGGGGAUUGACAGAAGCCAAAUUGCAAGAAGAAGAGGAAGUGUUUGAAGAAGAUUCUCAAGAGAAAAAAGAAGAAGACGAGGGAAACGAGAAUGCGACCGUUUACAGACGUCUUUUGAUUGGUGUUGGAUUGUCAGUUGUUGCAAUCGGCCUUGCUUUUUUUCAGUUCAAGCCUCCACCGGGACUUAUCAAGCCUCCAAAACCUUUGGUGUUUUAUGUCUUGCGGAUCUUGCAGCUCAAACAACAGCUCAUAGACUUGGAAGCAUCCACUUCAGAUACAAAGACAGUGCUUGCACAAUUAGAGCAAAUCUACAGAUCAGCUGGUGACUGGAAAGAUAACUGUCUAAGUGCUGCUGCUUGGCUUGAUGGAGAUGCUGCAGACAAGGCCUCGUCUCUAGCUUACUCCAUCUAUGAUUAUCUCCAGCAGGCUCAGUACAACAAUUACUUUGAUGCUAUUGGCCAACCUUCCGAGGCUGCCCAGCUUGAGUUUGUGCGAUUCAGUCUGCAGUCCACAAAGGCUGCCCGCGAUCUUAUUCAAGAGUUCCUGUCUUAUGUGCCGACGGAGACACUGAGAGAGGCUCAAAUGAAUCAAAACGCUUUGCUGCAAUAAGUAUAGAGCGGUAAUUCCUUUUUUUUUUUCUUGAGCUUUCCUCUGUUGUGCUGUAGAAAAGAUUACCAGAGUUGAGCGGAAGUGCUGUAAGCAUAUGGGGACAGUCGUUGGUGCCUCGAGUUGGCACGCAUGUUUGAGGAUGCCUCUACAGCAGGAGUCUGUCUCGCUUGAGCUAGCAUUGCCUGUGGGCUAAUUUAUGGUUGUUUACUCCAUAAACCAAACGCUUAAUUGAUGACGUGGCAGA